Messenger RNA from Schistosoma rodhaini, 5153 nucleotides. The record is from the annotation of a GenBank genome assembly. Lineage: Eukaryota; Metazoa; Platyhelminthes; Trematoda; Strigeidida; Schistosomatidae.
GUAGAAUACGGGUGGCGCUAUUCCAAGUUUCUGGGUUACAGUCUAGUGAAGCUUAAUGUAGUCUCCAUAGCUCUCAAAUCUUGUUGUAAUAGUUUUGUGUCAGUAGCAGUGACAAUGGCAGUAAGUUUAAAUGUUUGUAUUUUUUGUCCUUGUGUAGGUGCACUUGAAGUUAUUGAUGCCGGAUGGAUCAUUCUUUGAGCAUAAAUAUGAUCAAGAUACUACAGUUGAACAAAUUACUUCUUCGUUGUUCAAUGACUGGCCUGAUUGUUUGGGAAAGAGGCCAGAUUCAAAUCACUUGAAACUUAUUUUCCAAGGCCGAUUUUUGCUUGGCGCCCUCAAACUGUCAGGUAUGUUGCCCCACGAGUAUUUUAUGACUUGUCAGUAUAAUGCUUCUACUUUACGUCAUGUUCUGUCCUUGUUUUUUUCCUGAUAAUGUCGUGUGUCAUGCUCUGUUGUAAUCCACUAUAAAGCACGAACGAGUUAUUUACGAUUUAGUACUAAGGAAUUAAGUUAGGUUUAACCAGCUUGGCAUAUAGAUCUUCAGCAAAAUAAGUCACAUAAAAUAAACGAGCCGUUCGGGUAUUGAUGUCACUAACCGGUUUUGUCGUUAGGCUUUAGAAGAAACGGUCUGAUCUUGUUAUAGAACAUGAUUUAAGUUAUUCUACCUGGAGCAUGCAGUCGCAUCCUCAAAGUAACCUUUGAAAAUUAACUCACCUAAAGCUAUAGGUAAAGCGAAAUCUCAUAUGAGUGUUCUACCCAGAACGCUCCCAUACCAUAUGAAAUAACAUCUGUAGACAGUUUAAGACUACAUAAUCGUGUAUGUAGUUAUGGGUUACUGUGUUAUACCUAGAAUAGCAGUUAAAUACACGCGCACAUAGUAAAGAGUUAUUGUACUGGUCAGUCUUACCUUCACCUUAUUUCCCGAUAUAAAUAACAUGUACCCUAAUUUAUCUCUUAUUAUCCCUUCUCAUUUGGUUAUUUUAAUAUAGUAGUGGAUUUACUUGUUUCCUUCCUUUGUUUGUUCUUACCUGUUUCUCUCCACUCCACUUAUCACAGUUAAUAUUACAACCAAUUAGACAACUGUUCGUUGCCGUUACAGCUGCUAGUCCCAGCAACCCCAUUUCCCGGGGAUAAAGGCACUCACUUGUACUCUAUACAUAACUAAAAGCAGGCAAUCUUAUUAUGCAACCCCAUUUUAAGCCUAUAUUUCUCAGACUCACAUUGUGAACAAGUAGUUACGUCUACUAAAAUUAUACACCAUCCACUUCUUAGCGAGUGUCAUUUGUCCGAUGGCAAACUAAUUAUAAUUCGUAAUGAAUUAUCUUAUUGUUGAAAUCAUCAAGUGCAGAUUUAUGUGGUUGAACUAAUGACUUUCCUGAAAUAUCCUAGUUUUCGGAGAUUCUGUUUCAAAACUGCUUAGAGACAUUUAUAUAUAAUCUAAAAAUACCUAUUGUGUAGACUGAAGCAAACGGAUUUGGCUGUGGAAUCGCUACAUAACAGUUGUAUUUAAAUUACUAGUUGGGAUUCACCUCUGUUUUUAAGUGUUCAGCAUGUAUUUAUGUGUAAUUCAUUUUCAGAAUUGAAAUUGCCCUCUGAGCCGAUUACAAUGCAUUUAAUUCAACAUAAAACAAUGUCAGUGGCAGGGAUAAAUGGUAAGUAUAAUUCAACACCUAGCUAAAUGUUAACACUUCCGUCAAUCUUUUUAAUGAAUUACUGUUAGUAAAGGGUUCUUUAAAAAUGAUUUACUCGAAAGCCUUUUAAUAUGGAAACUUUCAUAAGCAUAAUUAACGCGCGUACAAUACAUUAUGAUUGUUAAUAGAUUAUCAGAUCAAAAAUCAAUAAUUAUCUUUGAUAGUCCAACGUAUGCUUUAAAGUUAUUUGAUUUGUCAGUGUUUAAAAUCAUUGGUGAUUUUACUCGAUGGUGAUAGCGACUUGUUCACGUAUGCCUAAACACCGAUUACCACGACACACAAUCCUGACUAGUGUUGGAGAUGGUUGGGGGGAAACUGGGUGCGGCCAUGUUGGUUGAUGCCGACUACUUGGUUGGGGUUCGUGCGACUGUCGUAACCUAUGGUUGGAGACUCUGAGUGACAUGGUUCAGAAUCGGUCUGGGCAACUGGGCUGUAUCGCAACCCAUUCACAGAUCAGGUGACUUGUUGGCGCAUAUCUAUUCGGUGCCCUUUUGUACCAAUAUUUGUGUUCAAAUAAAUAAAAGAACCGAUGACAAUAGUGUAGGUGUAUUCAUUCUUUGUUUUCCUUUAAACGAUAAUAUUAAAAUUGCUUUAUAUCUCUCUCUUCCUACGAACUAAUUCUUUCUUGUGCUAUAUCGUUAUACACAAUCUUAUAUAUAAUACUACAAUUGAAGUAACUACUAUGAAUUUCAUGUUCAUCUGGGUGUGCUAAUGAGGUGUGGCAACUUGAACCAAUUCAUAUAUGUACCUGGUCCUAUAUUGUGACUGACUGAGCCAGCAUAGUUUCCAAUUGGAGACUGAGAACAAUGAUUGGGGAGGGGUUAUGUUGCCCAGUUGAUCGUUAUUAAAAAGAGAAAACCUAUGAUUUUAUACAACUUCAAACAUUGUACAGACAAUUACGAUACACAUUCGACUUCCUUCACAUGUGCGUGCGUGUGCACACGGAUAUAGGGGGGAGUAUCCGAGAUAUGUACUUGGGGGUGGUGGUUGAACAUAUAUUGGAAUGGUCCCAAGCUUUCCCAGUGCCAUUCUCAGAUGAACACAGGAAAUAGAUAGAUAGGUCCCUUCAUAUUAUGGCUCAUAACUGGAACACAUCUAGUAACGUUCAAAUUAGAAUAGACUUUCAAACCUUCUACAUAGGGGUUAAAAAUCUGUUCUAUUGGUAUACGUCCUUAAAUUAGUAAAAAUCUUGCGUAUUAAGAAAACUAAUUUUUUCGUUCAGGAACAAUUUGUUUUCAUUUUAAACUUGCGUUGAUGGCCCUUAACAUAUCAAUGCCAUGAACAGUGUAACAUAUUUCAAUUCUCUCUAUGCUGUACCUUAUCUUCAAUUAACUGUCAAUUAUCACUUGACCUUUCACAAGAAAUACCUUGGGAAGUAAAGGUGUAGUCAGAGUGUUCGAAACAUAUAGAACAUAUAAAUCACAUUUUUAAGGCCAAUCCUAUCUUCUUACUCUUUCGAAAUUUCUUAGAGAUACUGUUUUAAUGAACGACUUUAAUGUAAACUCUAGUAAGAAUGAAUUUAUUCAUACUUUUAUAAUAGCCGACUUUGAUGUUAUUACUUUAAAUCUUACUUUGAAACCUGAUGAAAAUCAGAGUCAAUCGUCUUAUUCUGUAUGGCUUUUACUAUUAGCAUAGAUAAAUUUGAUAACCAUUUCAAGGCUCUCACUGUUGAUUUCCAUCCGCUAGCAUAGCUUCAAACCACUAACCCAACUAUCAAUAUUCUGAAUUUAUAUGGGGUUUGAGUUUUGACUUGUUCGAAUUUGACAGUGACGAUUGUUCUCGGCUUUAAUUCAUAUUUUCAAUGUCACCUGUCAAUUAUAAAAUAUAUCCUUUUAUGCUUAUUUAUGCAUACUUUGAUGUUUAUUAUCAUUUAUUACAGGUCAGCAAAAAAUAUUCAAAAGAAGAUGUUGCCCCCUGAAUUGUUUAAGUUUACCUUGAGGUCAUUGUUCUGUUGUUACUCUUCAUUUGUUUAUCUCUACAGUUAUUUAAACGUAGAUCGCCUCAAGUUAAUUAUGCCAAUGUCUUUCUUCAGCAGACAAUUAGUUCUCUCCGUUUCUUAGUAGAAAAACAUUACCCUACAGUUUAUGUCGAUUGUUGUAAACCUACUUACGUUGAGUCAGCAAUGAAUUAAAACAUUCCUAUCUUAUCCUUUUCUCUCAUAUUCAACCUUUCUUUUUCCUCUUCUGCAGGCUUCUGACAAUCAAAAAGAAUUAGAAAACAAUUAGGGAUCUUCUAAUGUAUCAUUUCUUUAUUUAGAGAUAGAGAAAUAAAUAUUAAUAGUGAAUUGUUCAUUUGUUCAGUCAGCUAUUUACAAUUUGUUUCUUAUUCUCUACAUUUCAUUUAUAUUUAUGGUUUGCAUCUUUGUAUAAAUAAAAUAAUCUCAAUAGAUAAUUAUUAUUGAUAUGUCAAAUAUUGAACUUUUGUAAAUGUAAAUGGGUAGUUUAUUCUUGAUGUAGUUCUUUUUGUUUUAAUAUCUUAAUUUAUUUUAAUUGCUGUUUCAUUAAUAAUAAUGAUUAGAUUUGGAAACAGUUGAUAUGCGUUUUUGAUCGUCACUGUCUUCUUUUUACUUUCUUACUUAUCAUGACAUAUACUUUUUCUGUUUACAAUGUGCAAUAUAACAUUUAUAAUAUUAAAUAAUAAUGAUAAUCGCUUUAUAGUUUUUUGUCUUGAAAAAACGACUAAACAAUGGUAAAAAGAAGACAAGUUGUGAAAAUAUUAAUCUGUUAGUGGUAUAACGUGUAAAAUUGAUUAUCAUAACCUUUUCUCCCUAUUAGUAUUUAUCAUUAGAUGCUUCUUAGGAGGUUCAUAGAUCCUGAUGAACUAGAUCGUUAGUUAGUGUAAUGCGCAAUGCAUAGAUAAUACUGUUGUUAGGAUAGGAACUCUCCGUACCCUAGCUAAUUUAUAAAUUAUCAAUGUGCAUAAACUUAUUGGUAAUAUCAAUCCCAGUGAAACGAUAUACUCAAUGCAAGUUUGACACAUUAAGUCUGUGGUAGAUAUUAAAAGCAUACAACGUUAGGAUUAGAAGAGUGCUAUUUUAGAUUCUGAUCAUGACAACGGAUUUUCCCCUACAACCACUUUGAAAAGUUCGAUAAAUGUUAACGAAGAUGGUAAAUUUAAGAACGACAGCUUAAACAACUUGAUCAUUUCUAUCUAUCCAUUUGAACGCUGCGGAAAAACAACCAUUGUAUCCUCCAAAAAAAUCAGAUUUCGGAAGAAAAUAUGCGAAUUUGAUGUAAUAUAGAGUUUUUAUCAAUAACCGUAUUAUUUUAAAGUCAGGAGGACGAAUACUUUUGAAUAUGAAACCGACAUUCAUUUGUAGUCAACUUAGGUGAAAAUAGAUAUUCUUAUUCAAUAGCUAGCCCAUAUAAAGGCAAUAUUUUAGCUUGGAUAAAAAUAAACAAAUUAUUAUCUGCAUAGUUGAAAGCAUGAGUCAAUUGAAGCUAGACCAUCAAGGAAAACUUG